AUGAAACCUCCACCUCCAAAAAGAAAGAAAAUUGUGUUAGAAGAAGAGGAAUAUUUGAAUGCGUUGGGAAGGGUGAUAGAGCGCGAUUAUUAUCCAGAUUUGGAUAAAUACAGAACGUAUUCUGAAUAUCUUAAAGCAUUAGAGACGAAAGACUAUGACCGUGCUGAAAAACUACGAUACCAUCUCCGAAUCAUUCAAAAUGCCGAAACUCCUGGGAAAACGCCAAUGGUUACGCCCGCUCCUAAAGGAAUGACUCCCAAAGUUGAAAACGACGAAUACCAAAGUGAAAGCACCGAUAGUUCUUCUUUUGUUCUGCAUGAUGUCAACAAUACGGAGAUCUCGCUUCCAGCAAACAUUACCCUGAACAAGCUCGCAAGCAUGGUAACCAGCGAGGACAACCAGAACUUCCAGGACAAGCAGGAGAUCGAAAACAAGAAGAUGCGAGAGAAACUGUGGUGGCUUUUCGAUGGUGAGGACCCAGAAAGGCAGCGAAGACUUCUUCUUCUCUGCUCUGAAGAGGAACGAAAGCUCUUAGCAGAUGAAGCCGUGCGUGCAUCCUGGCCUCAUCGAUCCCAAAACGCACUCAUGUUUGAGCCCAAAAUCGAAGACUCGCUCACCACUUAUGGCGUUCCCUUGCUCACAGAUUCCGACGUGGCACCUCGUAAACUCCAAAUUGUUCCAAAAAACACACGAAUCCACUCUUCUCUGAUCGAAUUCUCUUCGAAUCCUUCCACUGAAAACGAUUCUUCUUCAUCUCUUCCACUUCCUUCUGAGCAAACUCUCAUCGCCACACCGGCUCCCGAGCCUGGCGUAGACGUCGAUCCCUUAAUGACGUGGGGUUCGAUCGAUGGCACGCCGCUCUCGUUGGGAUCCGCGGUGAUGACGGUCGACGCGCCCAUUACCCCACUCCCAAAGAUCAAUAAACGCGAGCAAAUCGCGGAGAAGCUGUAUAAAAAAAUGAAGAAAAGAACAGCAGCCUCGACACCGGCGCCUACCAAAGCGGGCGCGAUGUCUCCGGCUGCAUUAAAGUUGAAACAGAGAAUGAUGGGAGGCGGAUCGGGCGUCGAUCAGCUGCUGAAGCGAUCCUACACGCCCGGAGCGAGAACACCAGCGCAGAGCUCGGGAAUGACGCCAGGAAUGACGCCGGGGAUGAAGAAGCGAGUAAGCUUUGUGUCAACGCCUUCGCAUGCCCGCAGUGAUAAGAAAGUGGUGAUCAAGAAAUCGGUGACGGAUGAUUUAUUGUAA
This is a messenger RNA of Blastocystis hominis, 1245 nucleotides long. RefSeq lists its product as hypothetical. The transcript has 2 exons. Gene Ontology annotation, cellular component: catalytic step 2 spliceosome. Bases 1 to 1245 code for a protein of 414 amino acids. The record is from RefSeq and is a predicted model, not a curated record. Lineage: Eukaryota; Bigyra; Opalinata; Blastocystidae.